ACGCCUCCCCCGCUUAAUAUCUAAUCCAACGAAGAGAGGUCUCAGUUGUUGUAGUGUCUUCGUGCACACGAUGGUGGAGAGGUUCUUUGUUUGCUGGCUUUGACGGUAACGCGCCUGCGUGCUCGCGCUCUUUCAUUAUUUCACAGGUGCGCUCAGCAGCUCAGGAGGACACACUGCAGCAGCAGCAGUAGGAUGAUAUAUGGCAGAUGCUACAGCAGAGAGCACAAUCAACAUGGAGGACUUUUUCAAAACGGUGGGGGAGGUGACGAGCCUCAUUGAAAAAAUCUCCUGCCAAGCAGAAGAGGUGGAGGGACGACACGGAGCUAUUGUUUGCACUGCAAGCCAAGACAAGAGAAAACAAGACAACCUGGAGCUGCUCAACCAUGAGACCAAGAAGAACGCCAACUUGGUCCGAGCCAAGUUAAUAUCAAUGCAGCAGAACUUUCCGGUGGAGGAGAACGGUGAAAGAGCCUCAGCAAUUCAGCGUAUUCAGAAGAACCAGCACUCCCACCUGACUCGGUGCUUUGCUGAAGCCAUGAGGGGCUACCAUAAGGCACAGAUCUCCUUCAGAGAGAAAUGCAAAGCACAGAUCCAGAGACAGCUGGAGAUUGUGGAUAAAGUGACAACGGAUGAAGAGUUGGAGGAGAUGCUGCACCGUGACCAUCUUACCAUCUUCAUAUCUGAUAUCAACUCUGACGCUCUGAUUUCCAGCCAGGCUCUGAGUGAGAUCGAGUCUCGUCAUCAGGACAUCAUCUGCCUCGAGUCCAGCAUCAAAGAGCUGCACGAGAUAUUUGCCGACACCGCCAUGCUGUUGGAGAUUCAGGGAGACUUGAUCAACAAUAUAGAAAAGAACGUGACGAGUGCAGCAGAGUAUGUAGAUGUGUCCAAAGCACAAACCUACGAUGCAGUCGCAUAUAAGAAAAACCCGUACAAGUUAGCAUCUCUCCCGAGCUUCUUCAAGUCUUUCAAGAGGAAAACCUAAAACUGCUACUGAUCAAAACGCCUCCGAUUCAAACCACGACUGAGCUCCCGAACCUGUCUGAACAUUGACUGCACCAAACAUCCUGAUCUACAUCAAAGCCUGCGCUCGAUGGAGCAUGCUUUUCAUCAGAUUUUUCGGUACAGUGCCUGUCUGCCAACUCGAAGGAUAAUGAGGUCGUCGUUAAUUUAAAUUUGCACUGCUAUGAUAAUGAUGCGACAACAUGCUGAGCCAGUUUCUGAUGCUACCUGUGGACUGUCAAAAGGACAAAUGCAGCAUAAAACCUUAAAAAAAUCACUCACUCACAGUUAGCCAGUGUUGCCCUUAGUGGCCAGCAGGUGGCAGGACAACAUCAGAUAGAACUCUGAACCAAGAUCACUUAACUUCCCUCCUCUCUGCAGUCCUGCUGAACUUCUGUGUUUUUGUCUGAUACUGUGUUUUACCAAUGUAGUGUUUAAUAUUCUGAAAGAAAUGUCUAAUCCCUUGCUGUGGGACUAUGCCUGCCAAUCCUGAAAUAAACCUAUGUGGUGAAUGCUACAGUACGUAAUGUGCUACUGGUGCUUUAUUGUAACAUGUGAAAGAGGGGAAGGAAAUGCUGUGACUACACAUACAAGAAUCCAUCAUAAUGUGGGAUAGACAAACUAUAGUCGGAGGUCUAAAAGUCCCUCUAUCCCAUACGGAUGGGUAAGAAAA
Messenger RNA from Anarrhichthys ocellatus (wolf-eel), 1672 nucleotides. Its product is annotated as syntaxin-2-like. Lineage: Eukaryota; Metazoa; Chordata; Actinopteri; Perciformes; Anarhichadidae. Gene Ontology annotation, biological process: synaptic vesicle fusion to presynaptic active zone membrane; intracellular protein transport; exocytosis. Gene Ontology annotation, molecular function: SNAP receptor activity; SNARE binding. Gene Ontology annotation, cellular component: synaptic vesicle; presynaptic active zone membrane; SNARE complex. Bases 200 to 982 code for a protein of 260 amino acids. The record is from RefSeq and is a predicted model, not a curated record. The transcript has 9 exons.